Falco peregrinus (peregrine falcon) is the source of this 3599-nucleotide messenger RNA. RefSeq names its product potassium inwardly rectifying channel subfamily J member 8 (gene KCNJ8). Gene Ontology annotation, cellular component: plasma membrane. The transcript is spliced from 3 exons. The coding region runs from base 375 to 1640 and encodes 421 amino acids. The record is from RefSeq and is a predicted model, not a curated record. Gene Ontology annotation, molecular function: ATP-activated inward rectifier potassium channel activity. Lineage: Eukaryota; Metazoa; Chordata; Aves; Falconiformes; Falconidae. Gene Ontology annotation, biological process: potassium ion import across plasma membrane; regulation of monoatomic ion transmembrane transport.
GGGGAGCCGCCACGGGGGAGCGCGGCCGCCUGCGCCGCGGAGCCCCGGCCCCCGCCCGGCUCCUCCGUGCGAUGCUGCGCGGCACUGCACGGGGCUCGCUGCGGGGCGCCCGCCCGCACCGCGGGGCCGCAGCCCUGAGCAAUGAGCCCCCCCGGCCUCUCCACGGACUAGCCCGGGUCCCAGCCAGAGGCAUCUGAUGCUGCAGGUCCUGAAGGAUGCGAAUAACUUAGCGCUCCGCGUUGCGGUACCCGCCUGGGCACUGCUGCCUCCUGGAGAAACAGCCUGAGGAACUGACCUGUUGAUAGAGUGAGUCCUGUGGAGACAGGAGCACCCCACAUUUCGCCUCUUGCUGAGUGGACUAUGGUGGCAGGAAGAUGUUGGCUCGGAAGAGUAUCAUCCCUGAAGAGUAUGUGUUGGCACGAAUCGCUGCCGAGAACCUGCGCAAGCCACGCAUCCGAGACCGGCCACGCAAAGCCCGCUUCAUCGCCAAGAAUGGGGCAUGCAACCUGGCACACAAGAACAUCCGUGAGCAGGGGCGAUUCCUGCAAGACAUUUUCACCACCUUGGUGGACCUGAAGUGGCGUCACACACUGGUCAUCUUUACUAUGUCCUUCCUGUGCAGCUGGCUGCUCUUUGCCAUGAUGUGGUGGCUGGUGGCUUUUGCCCACGGUGACAUGGACCCAAGCACAGAAAGCACUACCAACAGCACAAAGUGGACACCAUGUGUGACAUGUGUCAGGUCUUUCACCUCCGCUUUCCUCUUCUCCAUUGAAGUUCAGGUGACCAUUGGUUUUGGGGGCAGGAUGAUGACAGAAGAGUGUCCCUUGGCCAUUACCGUCUUGAUCCUGCAGAACAUUGUGGGUCUGAUCAUCAAUGCUGUCAUGCUGGGCUGCAUAUUCAUGAAAACUGCACAAGCUCACCGGCGGGCUGAGACCUUGAUUUUCAGCCGGCAGGCGGUCAUUGCAGUUCGAAAUGGCAAACUUUGCUUCAUGUUUCGAGUGGGAGACCUGAGGAAGAGCAUGAUCAUUAGUGCCUCGGUGAGAAUCCAGGUUGUGAGGAAGACUACAACCCCCGAAGGAGAAGUCAUACCCAUUCACCAAGUAGAUAUCCCUGUAGAUAACCCCAUUGAAAGCAACAAUAUUUUCCUUGUGGCUCCCUUAAUCAUUUGUCAUGUCAUAGACAAGCGGAGUCCUCUUUACGAUAUCUCCGCUACUGACCUGGCGCUCCAGGACCUGGAGCUCAUCGUGAUACUUGAAGGAGUCGUAGAAACCACUGGCAUCACGACACAGGCAAGAACCUCCUACAUAGCAGAGGAGAUCCUGUGGGGUCACCGCUUUGUGCCCAUUGUCACGGAAGAGGAAGGCGUGUACGCAGUCGACUACUCCAAAUUUGGCAACACUGUCAAAGUGGCAGCGCCGCGUUGCAGCGCUCGAGAGCUAGAUGAGAAGCCGUCUAUUCUCAUCCAGACCCUGCAGAAGAGCGAGCUGUCCCACCAAAACUCCCUGAGGAAACGCAACUCCAUGAGGAGAAACAACUCCAUUCGGAGGAGCAACUCCAUGCGAAGAACCAAUCCCUCCCUCAUCGUGCCCAAAGUGCAGUUCAUCACGCCUGAGGGGAGCCAGAGUGCCUCAGAAACAUGAUACAUGGCUUUGUGCAAGGUUGGUGGGCUUCAGAAGGAGGAGGCACCCGUGGUGUUUUGUUUAAAUUUUCUCUUACUUAAGAACAUGAGAAGAUGACACAGGAAAGAACCGUGCAAGAACUAUUUAUUCUACUGCUUACUGAAAGCACCACCUAAUGGCAUUAGGAAACACUUUAGCACUUAGUGUAUGAAUUAAUAAGAAAUGUCACGUACACUAAAGAAAACACCGUUCACUCAUGUAAUAUAAUGUGUAUUUAUACUUGUUUUAAUGGCAUGCUGAUUUUUUUUAAUUGUAUUGUUCCUAUCAAGGCUCUCUUUCUUAUCUUCUGCUGGCUGUCACAAAAUUCAGGGGUUACCCACCUGCAGGCAGAAGUGAGUGCAUUUUCAAAACUGCUGCAUACAACAGAUCCCACAGAUUUUGCGCGGGAUAUUUGGAUAUCAAUCUUUUUGGGAUGAAUUCCUUGUUCUCUUGAAAGGAGUAGCUAAAUUCCUCAACAAUUUCACUGCAGAAGAGCCAGUAUUUUACCUUCACUUUUCCAGACCUUUUCUUUCCAUUGGUUUAAGGCAAAGGCAUUUUGAGAGCAGAUUCAGGUCAGCUGAAGUGGCCUGACCAUCCUGUAGGAAAACUAGUGUUGCUCUGAGCACCAGCAGCAGAAAAGCCAGUGGAACAGCACGGCCUCUUGCAGAGCACUGCUCUUCUCAGGGCGAGGUACUCUGCGGCAGGACAGCACGCAUCUGCCAUGCAGCUGUAGCCCAAGCCGAGAAGCUCAAGCCCUCCUGGCUGCCACCUGGGCAUCCAUUUCACUGAAAUUAUUCAAGGUAGAAAAAGCACACACCUCUUUACUAUCCUCUUCCUAUCGGUGGAAGACCAAAUCCCGUGGUUUUUUUGUCUUACAGGUUCAUACACUGAAGGCAACAAGUGCGCUUCCCUCACUUAUGGUACUUUUCAUAGGACUAAGGCCAAUGGCUUCAGCAGAAGGUUACUUUUUGCCAGUGGGAAUUCAUGAAUGAGAAUGAGAGGGAACCAUGCCAAUAAUACUAAAGAUAGUAUUUUCAAAACUAUCUGAAUAAUUUUCAGGGGGACUUGGGUCCUGCUGCUGAAUUACUAUUUUUCAGCAGUGCCUCGCCUUUGUUUUUAUAUAGUAUGGCAUUGAGAAUUGGUGGUAAGAAGCUUUUCUCUUCAAGUUAAAAUGGGCAUUUGUUACCUACAGCCUUCCCAAAAAUGUCAUCAGAAGCUUUUCUACAAGAAUAAAUUAAUGACAACUAAUUUGGUGGUCACAUUUGGUAAUGCUAAAUUGAUGCAUGCUUUUUCCCUCUGUGAAUAAGAAGUCUAAUAAUGGAGAAAUUUCUGUUCAAAUUUCUUGGAGAAGUUGUCUUAGUAUGUCUGUGGCUCAAGAGAAGUCCUGUCCUUGUACUGACUCUCUGAGCCACUCAACCACUUAAAUACUUCUGCGAUUUUAAAAAUUCGUUUAUUCCUAUCAGGUAAAAUAGUCAAAAGCAAUGCUGGAUCCUCGUUCUCCUUGGAAGUCAGGCCUUCAGCACUUACAUGGAUGGUGUGCAGGCUUUGUGCAGUGCUGGGUGGUGGCAUGGAGGGGCAUUGCUCUGUAGCGUAGGCUCUCUACCUUUGGAGCAGGUGCUCUCCAGAACAUAAACACUGACAAAAUACUUCAUCUGAAGCAGUAACAGAAACAGUUUCUACUAAAAGCACUCAUUCCCUGGCCUGACCAUUACUGUUCUGGAAGGAUGGAUGGUGAACAUCUGGAGAUAUUAAUCUGUCUAUUGUGUGUCCAAACAAUGAACAUCUGUAGCUUCCAAGAAGAGUCAGAGAGAAGCAUAUACAGUUUGUCUCUGGCCUCUGUUUCCAGGGCUGUGAAUUUCUCUGUGGCUGUCUGUUUGAUAUAUGGAUAAGUCAGAUGCUGUACAAAAGUAUUUUCUACAAAAUAAAAAUUGACAAUAAUGA